UUUUCCUUAUUUUGCUUGAUUGCUUCUCGCUCCUAAAACCCUACUUGUCCCCAGGACAUCUUUUCUUCUCUCUAAAAUCAUGCAGCCCAGAAUCUCCAAAACCCUCUUCUCGAAUCUUUUGAGCAAAUUCGCUCAUUUGCCCAAAUCCCCAGUCACCGAGAACUCCCCUUCUCUAGCUUCCGUUGCCCAUUUCAGUACAAACCCUGGCAGACCCAUGAGAGGCGACAGCAUGCGUCAUGGCAAUGAAUCUGAGGAGAAUUUCCUCCGAAAUCUCAAUUUUGAAGGCAAGAGAGAUCGAGAUGAUGCCGAAAAACCCCGUCAAAAUCCUCGAUCACGGCACCCUGAUCAACCCUUAAGUGGAGAUAGGAGAGAGAGGAGAGUAAGAGAUGGUCAGUUCAAUCGACAUUCCUAUGCUGGAAGCAAAGAUUUUCGAGGUUUUCCGGAAACUAAUGGAGAAAGGAAUGAUGGGUCGUUCAAAACUGGUGAUGGAGAGAAGGAAAAGGAUAAACUUGGAGAUGCCCUUCUCAAAAAUUUGAACUUUGGUGCCACGGACAGUCCCAAGACGGCUGAAGAAACCAAUACAGCCACUUCAGUGCCCGAAGAGGCGGAUGUGAUAUUUAAGAAGAUGAAGGAGACUGGGUUAAUCCCAAAUGCUGUUGCUAUGCUUGAUGGACUGUGCAAAGAUGGGUUGGUUCAAGAAGCCAUGAAGCUGUUUGGUUUAAUGCGCGAGAGAGGAACUAUUCCCGAAGUAGUGAUUUAUACUGCAGUGGUCGAAGGAUUCUGUAAGGCCGCCAAGUUCGAUGAUGCGAAAAGGAUUUUUCGGAAGAUGCAGAAGAAUGGGAUUGUUCCGAAUGCUUUUAGUUACGGGGUUAUGAUUCAAGGGUUGAUUAAAGGGAAGAGAUUGGAGGAUGCUGUUGAGUUUUGUGUCGAGAUGUUAGAGUCUGGGCAUUCACCGAACCCGGCGACUCUCACUGGUUUGGUUGAUGGGUUUUGUAAGGAGAAGGGGGUUGAAGAAGCUGAAGGGUUUGUGAGGAGUUUGAGAGAGAAAGGUUUUGCUAUUGAUGAGAUGGGUGUCAGGGAGUAUUUGGACAAGAAAGGUCCUUACUCGCCGAUGGUUUGGGAGGCUAUCUUUGGAAAGAAGAAGUCACAGAGGCCUUUCUGAUUUCUUUGCUACAAGUAUUUGGUGAGUCUGUUGGUGUUUCUAGUUCAUUCUGCCUUGAAUAAUUAACAUUUUGAUCUUUAGUUCUUAUUAUUGUAACGUGUCUUGAUGAUGUUCAUCAUUUGAAGACAAAAUGAGCUUAUGUACCUUUCUUGUAGUCUUACUGAGCUUCAAGAUAUAUUAUCAGCAGCAAAGAAAUGUUUUUUAUACCAGCA
This is a messenger RNA of Asparagus officinalis (garden asparagus), 1374 nucleotides long. RefSeq names its product pentatricopeptide repeat-containing protein At4g38150. The record is from RefSeq and is a predicted model, not a curated record. Bases 80 to 1162 code for a protein of 360 amino acids. The transcript has a single exon. Gene Ontology annotation, molecular function: protein binding. NCBI's taxonomy places the organism in Eukaryota, Viridiplantae, Streptophyta, Magnoliopsida, Asparagales, Asparagaceae.